AUGUAUAUGGAAUCUGCAAAUGCAUGUCUGCCGUGGAGUGGAAGAAAGGUAUCUUCCAAUAUAUUUUCAGGAUCAAAUGGAUUAUACUUGUCUCCCGAAUCUUUCGACUCUGGAGUCUCGUCUUUCACAGUCGCUUUGGUUCGUCUUCUCUUGGUUCGUGGCUUUUCCUCUUCUAUUUUUUCAGGCUCAGGAGAAACCUGUUUCGUCUUUCUUCGUGGCCGUAAUCUCCUUCCGUCCGUAGGCGCUUCGUCUUCAAUUUCGCCGUCUGGCUUUUUUCCUGCGUUGAACUCGCUAGACGUGUACCACUGUGAAAUGUACAACAAACGAUCAAGGUUAUUCUUAAAUUUUAUACGACGAAGAAACGGAUUGAACUCGGUGCUCAAUCUGUCCACCGCAACGUCGUCUCUAAAUGGAUGUUCCUGGCGGAUUUCCUUGAGAGUGUGGUUCGAUGUGGCAAGCUUCUCGAUGCUCUGGCGCUCUUCCACCGUUGUGGCUUCGGGAUCAUAUUCUUCCAAAGUAUUGAGUAUGUUUUGGAUUUUUUCACCAUCAAUAACGUCGAUUUUUGUCCGUAAACUGGUCAUAGAAAGAUCCACUUGGACCAAAUCCUUGAGAAUCGACACCAAGUCUUCCUUGUUUUCGAUCGAUAUCCCGCCAUUUGGUUGUUUUUCUUCUGGUAAAUCUUGCAGUGGAGUCACGAUUGAUUUUAUAGACAUCACCGAAUUCGUGUCUGAAGGAGUUAGCGGUUCUGGAGUUUCCUUAUGA
Meyerozyma guilliermondii ATCC 6260 is the source of this 762-nucleotide messenger RNA. RefSeq lists its product as uncharacterized. Bases 1 to 762 code for a protein of 253 amino acids. The record is from RefSeq and is a predicted model, not a curated record. The transcript has a single exon. Lineage: Eukaryota; Fungi; Ascomycota; Pichiomycetes; Serinales; Debaryomycetaceae.